This is a messenger RNA of Gryllus bimaculatus (two-spotted cricket), 7036 nucleotides long. The record is from the annotation of a GenBank genome assembly. NCBI's taxonomy places the organism in Eukaryota, Metazoa, Arthropoda, Insecta, Orthoptera, Gryllidae.
AUGGUGGGCGGCGGCGACGACGUCAAGGUCGCCACGGUGGACGUGGAGGCGGUGGACAACAUGGCGACGCUGCCCGUGGGGCGCGCGCACGGCGGCGGGGGCGGCGGCGGAGGCGGUGGCGGUGAGCGCGGCAGUGAGCGCGGGGGCGCCAGCGACGUCAUCGCCGAGAAGAACAACGUCACCAACAAGGAGAUGGAGCUGAAGAAAGUGCAGCCCAAACCGCCCAAAAGGACGUCGCUGUUCAUCAUUCUCAGCUUCAUCUACGCUAAGCUGCUUGUAGUGAUAUGCAUCGCGUACGUCAUCAGUGAAGUUGUGACACACAAUCUGCCUCUCAACUACUAUGAGAAAAGAAGGACCGUGGCAAAUCGUGCAAGGCGCGUGCCUUUGUCGUCCUCCCCUCCCCCCCCCCCCCCCCCCCGAACCGCCCCCUUCCAACGAUCCACUCCCUCACGCGGCGCUCUUUCUCACUCCUGCCGCCCCGCCGCCGCCGCGCCUCCACCUCGACCUCCACCUCGACCUCCACCUCGACCUCCACUCGACCUCCACCUCACUCCACCUCGACCUCGACCUCGACCUCCACUCGACCUCCACCUCCACCUCCACCUCCACCCUCCACCUCCACCUCACUCCACCCCACCCACCUCCACCUCCACCGCCGCCGCCCCGCCCGCCGCCGCCGCCGCCGCCACCACCCCACCACCACCCGUGCCGCCUCGAGAUCAAUACGGCGGCCGGCCACGCACAGAGCCAGGCGGAGAGAUGAAGGGUGGCUCAUCUGGAAAGAGCACGGCCCAGCAUCCCGACCAACACGCGACCUUUCCGAUCAGUGCUCAACUGCGCUCAUAUUUGGAAUUGACUAUAUAUGUAAGAGGUUUCUUCACAUACCUGUAUGGAACGAGCAUCCUAUUUUUAUUGUACGUCUUCUGCUUCCUACUUCAAGAAAGCACAUGCUGUGCUGGAAGUGAACCACAGCCAAAGAAAACAAAGAAAGAGAAGCAGAAGCAAGUCAAGAGACAAGAACAAGAAGCCAAAAAACAGAAGAAAGAGAAGAAGAGUAAAGAGAAGCCAAAAGAGAAGGACAAGAAAGCUGCAGAGGCUGCACAGCAGCAGCAGCAACAGCAGCAGACACCUCCACAGCCACCACAGCCCCCACAACCACCUCCAGAUCCAGCAGCCCAAAAAGGGAGCAUGUUCCAGGUAUUAAUAGAUUCCACUGAUCCUGCUUUCAUUUUAGCUUUAUUUAAGUUCAGUGUUAGUGUGAAAGCUGCAAUGCAGAGGUACUGGGUGUCGUCAUUUAACAACAGUAGAAGAAGGAAAAAAUAUUGUGGGAAUCCUCAAAUUGGUAUGCUUACUCCCAAGCGGUUGCUUCCUGAGCAUGUUGUUUAUGCCAUUGUGCAGAGAGAGGUGUAUCCUCGUAAGAUGAAGGAUUUGGCCAAACUGCGACAACAACUGGAACAGAGCGGCGUUUCACUAGUGUCUGGCCAGGGAGUGCUUCGUAAUCUUCGAAGUUCUAAGGAUGUUAAUUUGAAUGAUGGAUCUGAUAGUCCUUCCCAAGAGAAACUGACAGGAUCAGGAGAUAGAUCUGAUGAUGUGCAAUUGGAAGCUGGUCGACCACUUCGCAAGCGAAAAACAUCACAAAAUGUUCACAGUCAUGGAAGUUUCUUCCUCCGUGUUGGUGCAAUUGCAUUUGGAUUGGGUACAAUGAUCUACAAUGGACUUGAAUGUGGAGCAUUUUUUGAAAUACCAUUUGAUUCUCCAUGUUACCAAAUUCUACGAGGAAUAAAUCCUGUUCUACAAAUGAUUUUUACAUUCAUGCAGAUGUACUUCAUAUUUAUGAAUUCAAGGUUAAACAUCCACCGCUUCAAAGUGCUAGCGCGCUUUGGACUGAUGCAUGUCGUAGCUACCAACUUGUGUGUAUGGAUUCGUACAUUGGUGUUGGAAAGUCUCAAAGAAAUUACAGCUCUUCAAAAUACAACAUUGUCUAGCUUUGAGGAUAACAGUUCUGAAAAGCUGCGCGACUCAGGCCUGAUUGAUGCUGGAACCACAACUACGACCACGGAAGUGACCACUGUGUGGGGCAUGGCACGUGCUGCCACUAAGGCAGCAGCCUGGCUCACGUCCUCCACCCUGCGGACCACAAUGACCACUCUGGAGACCACCUUAAGCACCACCCUCCCAACCACAACACCCACAACAACAACCACCACCACCACUACCACAACCCCCACAACCACCACUAGCCCUACCACAACUACAUUGCCAACAACAACAUCUACUACCACAUUACCCACAACUACCACUACAAUUCCUACUACCAUUUCCUCAGCACUCCCUUCUACAAGUACCAGUGCAAGCACUCUCUCUCCGCUACCCUUUCCACAUCUUUAUGAUGUUCCAGAAAUAACAAGGGGAUAUGAAGCUUUCAACAGUUCAUUUCCUUUGGGACAAUUUGGGGAUCCUCUUCCUCCAGCUGCAUUUUUGAGCUCCUUCAAUGGCACAACAACUUCACCAACUACUACCCUGGAAGACUGUGGACGAAUCAAUAUUAUGGGAACUAUAGUGCAGGACUCUGCUCCAUAUCUCUUUCCUUUCAUUAUUGAAUACAGUUUCAUUGGUGCAGCUGUUAUUUAUGUAAUGUGGAGACACAUUGGCAGAAACCCCAGGUAUGUGACUGAAGAAGACUUGGAACAUCGACUAGAAGUCAUGUUGUCGAGGCGGGCUGUAGCUAUGGCACAAGCACAACAACAUGGACGUGUUGACUGUGUGGGAGCAAGCAAGGGACUCUUCUUUGGCUUGUUAUUAUUGGUCGGCUCUCUCAUAUGUCUGAUUUUAUUCUUUGUUCUCAUCACCCAAGCUACACCUUUCAAAAUUAUAGCAAUAUAUCUUGCUGAUGUUUCCCAUUGUAUUCUUAUGGCUCUCAGCAUUGUUGCUAUAAUUAUAGGUUUCAUAAGAGUCCAGAGCUUAAAGUUUAGAGCUGAAGAGCAAAGUGAUCUAAAUGAUAUUUUACUACGCGUUUCAGCAUUUGGUCUCUUUGUAUAUGCUGUGUUUUGUGUCAUUGCUGGAUCUCUGGAAGCAUUUACACAAAUACCUAAUCUCUUGGUCAUGAUCACUGGAUUACUUUCUGUUUUUCAAGUUGUUCUACAACUUCUUUUCAUUGCUGAUGUGGCUCGUCGUCGUGUACACCUACCAGAACAUGAUCGCAGCAAACCAGGGCGCCAAAUUGUCACUUUCUUACUCAUUUGCAACGUCACCAUGUGGGUUAUUUAUACCUUUGAGGUUCAAAAAGUUUCUGCUAAUCCUGUUCAGCUGAAAUUUUAUGGAGUAUUACCUUGGGCUAUUGUGCAACGGGUCACAUUGCCACUUUGUAUCUUCCAUCGAUUCCAAUCGGCAGUGACACUUGCAGAAAUCUGGAAAACUAGCUACAAAGCUCGCUUAGAGUGAAAUUCUUAAUAUCACCAGCAUUGAUACUUUUGAGGGAUAUCAAGGAUGAAGAUGUCCCUGAGUAUAUGCAAAUGCAUAAAUAUUGUUUCUGAAAGUAGUCAAGUGACACAUCUUAUAACUGUGCCAAAGAAACAGCAAUGGUUGUUGCCAUGAAUGACAGACUAGUUAUUUAAAAGCUGGUUUUUACCUCUUCAAAGAAAUAAGGAUUGCAAAAGUAAAAAGAACAAAAAGCUGAAGCAGUCAAAGGACCAAAUUUUCAUCAAUUUCUAUCAGUUAACUGAACAGAACUUUUAGUAUUAACAGUUUUAGAACAAGAAUUGUAAAUAAGUCAUGAAACACAUGGCAGAAACCUACUGGUUCUUCAUCUGUUUCUUUAAUUGUACUUAUUCCCAGUAACAUUAUGUCGAGCACGGGUUGGACUUAAUCAGUAGGUUUGUAAGUUUUUAAUUUAAAAUAUAAUAUUAUAUAAUAAAAAUUCUUUUUUCUAAACAAACAACUUCUGUACAAAUGCAGGAACUGAGACUUGGAACAGAUGCUGAUUGGUUAAUGCACUAAAAAUAGUUUACAUUAACUUAUUUAUAUGUACAAGUGUGCACGUUUAGCCUGCAUACUGUACGCAUUAGUUUUAAAUGUUCAAGAGAAUUGCUCAAAUUUAUGUUAUUUGGGUGCUCAAAUUCUGGCCUGAGAAUUUGACAAAUGAAAUGUAACUGCCCCAAAUCUCAUUCUGUAGUAGGUACUCUUGUCAUUGUUUAUAUCUAUUGACACUAACAGGCUAGAUGGUAACAAUUAUGAAAGUAAAACAAUUUUCUUUUAUAGUCAAUUUUAGACUGCAAGCAGAAAUUAAAGCAUUUUGUAUGGUAUUUUAUCAUUUUACAACAAUGAUCUAUAAAAUUAAGAACACCAUGACCUCAUACUUGUAAGAAAUGCCAGAUACCAAGAUAAAGAGUGAUAGUGACAAAUGGGCAACUUUACAUGAAAUAUACAGAUACUUUCCAGUGAACAGUGAUGCUCAGACAAUUUCAUAAACAAUGUCCCAUACCACUACGAUAACUAAAAUUCACGAAUGGUACCAUUACUUCUCAGUUUUAACUACUCGUAGAUCAUGGUGCUGUUUAAAUGAACUCAGUGAAGUGUGAAUUGGAAAUACAGAAGCUCAGCAAGAGCUAAAAAUGAGGGUUCAUGACAGGCUUCUCAUCAAAUGCACUUUUAGAACUCUCUGCUCAGAGACUUCCCUGCCUUUUCCCUAGGGAGUUCAUUUUCUUUGUGAGAAGUAUCCAUACUAAUGUGUCUGUCUACCAAUGAAAUACUGAUUCUAUGUACGUGAAGAAUGGUUAGUUUCUGUUUCAUUAAGUAGUAAAUGUUGAACAAACCUCUAGUUUUUGACAUAUGUAUUAAUUUAUUCAUAUCACGUAAUGCUUAAAACUUUGACUCCUCUACAUCCUGCAAGAAGCUGUCGACUGUAUAAUUGUGUAGGUUUUUCUUUUUAAUGAAUGGUAGCUUGAUGUGUUUUGGCUGAAUGCCCAUUUUGGUGCUGAAAUUACACAUUGCUACCCUGAAUAUAAAAGUUGCACAAAGCUUAUUACAACAACAAUUACAAUUAUUAAAACAAUAGUUAAAUAGUUUUUUUAAAUGAUAUUUGUCAAAAGUGGAAAACGCCAUAAAUACCUUUUCUAUGUUUAGUUAGAACCUGAAUGUGGAGGAAAAAGAGAAAAAAUAUAAACAUCGAAACACUUAGAGACAAUGAUAAGAAAAAUAUUUCUUAAUGUCUGUUGUGUGUAUAACUGUUGCAAACUAGGUCAUUAUGUGAUGUAGUGGUGAUGUUCUGUAAUCACAUUCAAGGAAAUAUACACAUAUAUCAUUAUUAAUAUUGAUUGAUGCAUUGUGCUCUGUUAUAUACAGGGAGCAUUAGGUGUGUUUUAAUCUCUCCAGUGUCCAAUUUUUUGAUGUAAUGUGGCAUUAUAUGAGCAGAAAUAACUAUUUCUAACAUAAAACACUUGGUAAAUAAUGUAUAAUGUAAUUUUUGUUGAAAUUAUUGAGUUUAUUUUCUUGUAUUCACAUGCAAAAUCAAGUAGUCUUUUUAACAUUUUAUAUUAAAAGAAAGUAUAUAACUAGAAUUUCAACUAAAUAAUGUAUAAAAGAUGUAUAUCACAUUUGUAUGGACCAUCAAAUUAUUGAAAUUAAUGAUUCACAAGUGUUCAAUUAUUUCAGAUCUGUUUGCUUAAGUUAGAUGAUAAGAUAGUACAAAUCUAUAUAGAUAAUGUGCAUUCAUAUUUUUUUGACUCUUAAGAGAAACAUGUGUGUGUUCUAAAAAGCUGCUUGUACAUUUAUGCAGAUUUGUCGUGAUUUUUGAGAUUUAUGAAUUAGAAAAAUUAUUACUAAUUACAGAACUCUUCUUCAAACAGUACUUAUUAAUACAAAUUGUUCCAUGUACUUGGUUUCUAAGUAAGCAUAUUUUAUCUGAGAGACAUACAUUUUUGUGACAUUUUCAUGUAUAAGAAAGAAGACCAACAUGCUUUUUGAAAAUUUACAAUGCAUAAUGCUUUCUAUUAGUUUGAACAUUUUCACUGCCGUACUAAUACGUGUACAUCUAAACCAGAUGACUUAAUGAUACUGUAAUUUACAUUAAGAACUGUUCUAUACCUAUAGAGUAGCUGAAAGCCUUCAAAAUGGCAAACUUGGAGCUGGAAAUUUUAAUUUUGUGAGUGGAAAAUAAUAUUGCUCACUUAAAAGAUGAUGUUCAUAAUAUUUUCUUCAAAAUUGCAUAAAAGAUUGUAUAAAGGUAAACUAUUUGGAUACCAAGCAUAUUUUGAAAGGACAUUAUGGGGUUAGACUGAGAGGCAAAAAAAUAUCUCAAAGCAGAGUAGAAUUCUGUGGAAGUAUGCCAUCAAAUGCUUUGUGUAAAUCAUUCCAAACUAUUUAUCUGUAAUCAGUGGGUAAUGGCAAAUUAGGCACUUAAUACAACAAUUUCAUUGCCUAAAAAAUUCAGGUUGUGUAAUUUUGUAUUUUCCCUCCAUUGACAAACUAGUGCUAGAUUCAGUGAAGAAAAAUAUUAUAUUUGUUGUACUUUCUUCCCUUGGAAAAAACACCUUGAUGUGAAAAUUAAAUACCUUGUAAUGUGUAUGUGAAUUGUUGUUUCAUUGUAUGAGUGUAUACAGUAUUAGAAGAAUUCAAAGAACUGGAAAAGCAACAGUACAUUAUCAUUUUAUCACUUGGUAAUUCUUCAAUUUUAACAGAUCAUCCCUAUGAUGCCAGUUUUACUCAACUAUUCAGAUCAUACAAUUGUUUUCUACAUUUUAUAAAAUGAUGGCUAUUUUCUGCAAAACUUCCAGUUUCUUUGAUAAUUUUGUACAAAAAUAUGAGUUAGUAUCACUCUGUAAACAUAAAAUAUUGUAUAUGUAAUAUAAUAAACUAUAUGAUCAUUAGAUGUGCUAAAUGUGAGAUAGUUAAUUUUCAUUAAUACCUAUUAUGUCUUUAAUCAGAUAAAUAUUGAUUCAUCAAUGAUAGCUUGAAAAAUAAGAGGAUGAAAGUAACUAAUGGUGCUACAGAAUAGCACAGACUUUCCUGUCAAGUUGGUUUCAUCUCUUAAGUCUAGGCC